ACGAGCGGAGGUCCUGCGAUAGUGGGCAAGGCGAUUUGAUGACGCGUGUCGAUUCCCGGUCGACGACUCCUUCGCAAACUCUCUAUCAAACGUUCUUAUCAGCCGGUUUUCGGGGCGGGUCUUUUACUUCAUCGUUUGGUUCGUUUGAAUUUGUUUUGCGCACUACACAAAAAAAAAAAAAAUACCGGAUCUAAGAUGGACAUGGACGCUGGCAACGUCUGCGUGGAGCCCGGGGCGACACCGGGACCGUCGGAGGAACCAGCGGACUCGGAACGGACGCAGCGGAAGAUGUCCGUGGCGGCUCCUACUGCGACGUCGUCGUCGAUUGAAUCGCAGAAUCCACGGCUGCUAUCGUCGCUGUACAGCUUCCUGGUGAUCGUCAGCUUCUUUCUGAUUGGGUUUGCCGCGUUCCGCAACACGCUGACAUGGCAUCUGCAGCGGUUCUGGGGUGCGUCGGGCGACUUCUGGCAGUCGCAAUGGGACCGGUUCAUCGACUUCACCGGCGACGACCCGGCCCGGCUGUGGGUGCUGAACACGACCAUCUUCACCAUGGCCGUGUACUGGCUGUUCGGUGGCAUCUACACCCUGUUCGACGUCAGCUGCCGGCCGACCAUCAUCCGGCGGUACAAGAUGCAGCCGGGCACGAACGAGCCGGUCGACCGGCGCCGGCUCGCCAAGGUCAUCGCGACGGUGCUGAUGAACCAGACCGUGGUGGGCGUCCCGAUGGCGUACUGCAUGUACCAGGCGAUGCGCUUCCGCGGCCUGACCGACCUGCGCGAGCUGCCCACCUUCCACUGGGUGCUGGCCGAGCUGUCCUUCUGCAUCUUCAUCGAGGAGAUCGGCUUCUACUACGCGCACCGGCUGCUGCACAGCCGCCACCUCUACCGGCACAUCCACAAGCGGCACCACGAGUGGACGGCCCCGAUCGCCAUCACCGCCAUCUACUGCCACCCGGUCGAGCACGUGUUCAGCAACCUGGUGCCGCCGUUCCUCGGCAUCUUCAUGCUCGGCAGCCACGUCGCCGUCGCCUGGCUCUGGUUCACGCUCGUCAUCCUCUCGACCCUGAACGCGCACUCCGGCUACCACCUGCCGUUCUUUCCCAGUCCCGAGGCGCACGACUUUCAUCAUCUCAAGUUCAACCAGUGCUUCGGUGUGCUGGGAGUGCUGGAUCGGUUGCACGGUACGGACGCGCUGUUCCGCACCACGAAGGCGUACGCCCGGCACAUCAUGAUGCUGAGCUUCAUACCGGCCCGCGAGGCAUUCCCGGAGCCGGCCAAGAAGGCAUUCUAGAGCUCCGCAAUGGCAAUGGCAGGUAGCAGUCACACCUCGCACAUCACUCCACAACACAAACUCUCACCGCCCCGAAACCCACACCCAGUUGGGUAGUCCCCCUUUAGGCAGCGAGCUAGUACCAGGUGCAGAUGGAGGAUGGGACGGGGACGUCUUAGUACACGCGAAAAACCAGCGAACACGUGAAGGCAAAUGAAAGCAAGAGCUGGAAACGACAGGAGUACAACGUUCGGUUCGGGGCAAACCGAAACCUCCGGAAGGCAUCCGAAGAGUAUAAAUUUAUCACAUUUUUGACGCCCAGUAAAAUAUACACACAUAGUAACAUAGUCAUCAAGAGGAAAUUUAGUUUCAGUUUAGAAAGAAAGAAAAGU
Messenger RNA from Anopheles coustani, 1661 nucleotides. Its product is annotated as fatty acid hydroxylase domain-containing protein 2. Gene Ontology annotation, biological process: sterol biosynthetic process. Lineage: Eukaryota; Metazoa; Arthropoda; Insecta; Diptera; Culicidae. The record is from RefSeq and is a predicted model, not a curated record. Bases 196 to 1290 code for a protein of 364 amino acids. The transcript has 3 exons. Gene Ontology annotation, molecular function: C-4 methylsterol oxidase activity; iron ion binding.